Camellia sinensis is the source of this 1094-nucleotide messenger RNA. Lineage: Eukaryota; Viridiplantae; Streptophyta; Magnoliopsida; Ericales; Theaceae. The record is from RefSeq and is a predicted model, not a curated record.
UGGAAAUUCAAGGAAUUAUACGGGCUAGGAGGACGAACAUUUCUGGUACUUAAUCUAGCACCGGUGGGUUGUUACCCGUCGUUUUUGGCGGGGCUACCACACAACAGCUCCGACCUUGACGCAUUCGGGUGCGUAAUUUCCUAUAACAAUGCAGUGGUGGACUACAACAACAUGUUGAAGGAAGCUCUGAAUCAAACCAGACAAGCAAUCCCAGAUGCUUCUCUGAUAUAUGUGGAUACUCAUGCUGUUCUGCUGGAGCUCUUCCAGCACCCCAUAUCUCAUGGAUUGAAGUAUGGUCCAAGAGCAUGUUGUGGAUAUGUGGAUGGAGAUUACAAUUUUGACCCUAAGGUGUACUGUGGAAACACGAAGGUGAUCAAUGGGAGUACUCUCACAGCAAUAGCUUGUAGUGAUCCGUACAACUAUGUGAGUUGGGAUGGAAUACAUGCCACUGAGGCUGCAAACAAGCUUGUCACAUAUGCUAUUCUCAAUGGCUCUUACUUUGAUCCUCCAUUUCCUCUUCAUCAGCUUUGUGAUCUCAAACCUAUAGACUAAUGUAUUUAUCUUUCUGAACUUAGGAUUGUAAUAAAUAAUACAACAAUGGGUUAAUUUCACUUUACCCCCUCAAUUUUAAAACGUACAUUUAGACCUUUUUCUUCUCUCCACGAAUGAAAUGAGAGAGAAAGUCAGAGGAAAAAACUCCUUUUCUCUUUGCGAGAUCCUAGAGUGGAGAAUAUACAUUAUUCUUUGGGUUCGUAGGAUCAAAUGUAAAGAGUUUUAAACUUGUCUUCAUAGAAUUUUAAGCAGCAAGAGACUUCAGGGCUUGUUGGAGCUGCUGAAUAUAACAAAUCGAAGCCGAAUAUGGGUCAAGAUAGCUUGUCUACCAAGUCAAUAGGCAAAGGGCAUUGCUACACUUUCACCCUCUCCAGAAAAGGGUUUCUUCGUAUGGGUUUUGAUAGUUGAGGAUUUAAAUGUACGGUUUUAAAGUUAAGGUGGUGAGUAAGGAUUUAAAUGUACGAUUUUAAAAAUAAUCAAUCUCCUGUGAGUGUUGUAAUAUGUUUAUUUAGUAAUGAAACAAGUUUAUUACUUGCGUUCAA